This is a messenger RNA of Acanthosepion pharaonis, 2304 nucleotides long. Lineage: Eukaryota; Metazoa; Mollusca; Cephalopoda; Sepiida; Sepiidae. The record is from the annotation of a GenBank genome assembly.
AUGAGAAAGGGAACUUCAUUUAUUCAGUGUGACCUCAAUUGUUCCAGAGUCAAUUUGGUUGUUUGGUUGCGCUAUAAAAAAAAAAGAUUUUCUUUUUCCUUUCUCUCUCUCUCUUCUCUUUCCCUUUCCCUCUCUCUCUCUCUUUGUUUCCCCUUCUCUCUCUCUUUCCCUUUCCCUCUCUCUCUCUUUUCCUUUCCCUCUCUCUCUCUCUUUCCCUUUCCCUUUCCCUCUCUCUCUCUCUCUCUCUUUCCCUCUCUCUCUCUCUCUCUCUUUCCCUUUCCCCUCUCUCUCUCUCUUUCCCUUUCCCUCUCUCUCUCUCUCCCUCUUUCCCUCUCUCUCUCUUCUCUCCCUCUCUCUCUCCUUUUCCUCUCUCUCUCUCCCUUUCCCUCUCUCUCUCUCUUUCCUUUCCUCUCUCUCUCUUUCCUUUCCCUCUCUCUCUUUUCCUUUUCCUCUCUCUCUCUUUCCCUUUCCCCUUUCUCUCUCUUUCCCUUUCUCUUCUCUCUCUUUCCCCUCUCUCUCUCUCUCUUUCCUUUUCCCUCCCUCUCUCUCUCUUUCCCUUUCCCCUCUCCUCUCUCUCUCUUUCCUUUCCUCCCCUCCCUCUCUCUCUUUCCUUUUUCCCUCCCCUCUCUCUCUUUCCCUUUCCCUCCUUCUUCUCUCUUUUUCCCUUUCUCCUCCCUCUCUCUUUCCUUUCCUCUCUCUCUCUCUCUUUCCCUUUCCCCCUCUCUCUUUCCUUUCCCUCCCUCUCUCCCUCUCUCUUUCCCUUUCCUCUCUUUCCCUUUCCCUCUCUUUCCCUUUCCCUCUCUUUCCCUUUCCCUCUCUUUCCCUUUUUCCUUCUCUCUUUCCUUUCCCCUCUUUCCUUCUCUCUCUGUCCAUAUCUUUUUUCACUCGGUAACUUUCCAUUUCUACUUCACAGCCUUCCACCCCCACCUUCUCUCUCUCUUUGCCUCUCUCCCUUUCUUUCUCUCUUCACAGGUUUCCUUUCCAUUUAAUUCUUCUUUCUCUUCAACUCAUUUCAUACUCAUUCCUUUUUUCUCUCCAUUUUCUCUCUCUCUCCUCCUCAUGCCAACCCCCUCCCUCCCUCUCUCUCCUCUCUCUCUCUCCUCCUCAUGCCACCCCCUCCCUCCCUCCUCCUCCUCAUGCCAACCCCUCCCCUUUUCCUCCUCCUCAUGCCAACCCCUCCCUCCUCCUCCUCCUCCUGCCAACCCCUCCCUCCUCCUCCUCCACAUGCCAACCCCUCCCUCCUCCUCCUCCUCAUGCCAACCCCCUCCCUCUCUCCUCCUCCUCCUCCUCCUGCCAACCCCUCCCUCUCCUCCUCCUCCUCCUAACCCCCUCCCUCCCCCUCCCUCCUCCUCAUGCCAAACCCCUCCCUCCCUCCCUCUCUCCUGUUCACGCCGAGAGACCAUCCAUCUCUCCUUCUCACGGCGAGACCGUCCCUCUCUCCUCCUCCCUUCCUACUCCUCAUUGUUUACUUUUUUUCAUGUUUCUCUUUUUCUUCACUAUUUUUCUCUCCCACUUAGAAAACUCUUUGUUCUUGCUUACAACUUGAGAGAUACAGCAGCCAAAUCGCCCCCCCCCACCACUUUUGGCCAAAGAUCCAUAAGUUUUUUCUCCCUCUUUCGUCGGUUUUCUCUCACUUCUAUCUGUACACUGAUCUCUUAUCUGUCUCUGUUUUUUCUAUCACUUUUUCCUGAUCUACUCCUCUCUCUCUCUCUCAUCUGUUUAAAUCUAUGUGUUUGUGUCUUGAUUCAUUUGUUCGUCUCUAUCUUUUUCAGUCAUGGCUAUCAUGGGCACAUAUUUCAUCAAAAGAACUUUUCUUUAUUCUUUUUUUUUUUCUUUCUCUCCAUUUUUCUGCAUUUUUUUCUUCUUUCUCUGCGUUUUUUCUUUCUCUUUUCUCCUUUUUUAUUCUUUCACUAUCCCUCUCUCUCUUUUUUAAAAUCUUUUCACUAUCCUCUCUUUUCCUCUCUCUUCCUCUCUUUCCUCUCUCCCUCUCUCUCCCUCUCCCCCCUCUCUCUUCCCCUCUCCUCCUCUCUCUUCUCCCCCUCUCUUCCUCUCUCUUCUCCCCUCUCUUCCUCUCUCUUCUCCCCUCUCUUCCUCUCUCUUCUCCCCUCUCUUCCUCUCUCUUCUCCCCUCUCUUCCUCUCUCUUUCUCCCUCUCUCUCUUUCUCCCUCUCUCUCUUUCUCCCUCUCUUUCUCCCUCUCUCUCUUUCUCCCUCUCUCUCUUUCUCCCUCUCUCUCUUUCUCCCUCUCUUUCUCCCUCUCUCUCUCUCUCUCUUUCUCCUCUCUCUCUUUCUUUCUCUCUCUUUAA